CCUCCUCCCGCAUAUUCUGCUCAUCCACAUAACUCGGAACCCUCGGGGCAAGUGCAACAACCAAGUUCUUCUCAUGAACGUAUGCCUGGAGCUUACCCGGCUCACUGCACCUCGUCCUUUUUCGGCUCAAAUGCUACAACGUCAUUUAUACCCCCACCACAUUUUGGGCCCACUCCUCUAUUACAAUCUGAUCCUACCCUAGGGCUGUUGCCAUAUUAUGACCUACGUUCUCCGUACGCUAUUGCAGAAGCGACGUCGCGCGCACGGUGGCGCUUCAUUAAUGCCUCUCUGUGGGCGACCGUUAUCUUCAUGUGGUUGGCCGCGGUUGGUGCAUAUGGAGGACUG
Messenger RNA from Suillus bovinus, 345 nucleotides. RefSeq lists its product as uncharacterized. The record is from RefSeq and is a predicted model, not a curated record. The transcript has a single exon. The annotation marks the transcript as partial. Lineage: Eukaryota; Fungi; Basidiomycota; Agaricomycetes; Boletales; Suillaceae.